AUGGCUGAAAGCAGAGAUGAGACCCUGGCAGACGGCGCCCCAUGCAGCGGCAGGUUCACCAUUCGCUCCUUGAUCAGCACAGAGGAAAGUGCCAAAUCUCAGUAUGGGCAACAAGAAGCAGCCUAUGAUACCUUUAACGUCAAUAAUCUCACCCAGUCCAGUACCUUUUACAUGAGAACUUUUGGAUACAAUACUCUUGACGCCGUACCAAGUUAUGACCACUAUGCUAAUACUGAAGUAUCUGGAGAGGUGAAGAAAUCCAGGCCUACACUGGAAGAUCUUCACUCUAUCCUAAAGCAAGAUCACCUGCGGCCUCCUGUGUACGAGGCCAGUUUGGACCCUCCCGAUGGCGAAACUGAGGGUGCAGCGCAAAAGCCUGAUGGAGAACCUGUCAGAUUUGGGUGGAUGAAAGGAGUAAUGAUCCGCUGCAUGCUGAAUAUCUGGGGAGUGAUUCUGUAUCUGCGGCUGCCAUGGAUCACUGCUCAGGCUGGGAUAGCGCUAACCUGGCUUAUUAUCUUCAUGUCUGUGACGGUCACCACCAUCACAGGAUUGUCCAUCUCAGCCAUUUCCACCAAUGGGAAAGUCAAGUCAGGUGGGACCUAUUUCCUCAUCUCUAGAAGUCUUGGUCCUGAGCUUGGAGGUUCCAUCGGGAUGAUAUUUGCAUUUGCGAAUGCUGUGGCAGUUGCUAUGCAUACUGUUGGAUUUGCGGAGACCGUCCGCGAUCUACUGCGGGAUUUCGACUCAACCAUUGUGGAUCCAAUCAAUGACAUCAGAAUUAUUGGCAUCAUAACUGUGUUUGUCCUGUUAGGAAUCUCACUAGCUGGCAUGGAGUGGGAAGCAAAGGCUCAGGUUCUGUUCUUCAUUGUGAUCAUGGUGUCGUUCAUAAACUAUUUGGUUGGGACAGUGAUUCCUGCCACGGAUGAGAAAAAAGCUAAAGGCUUCUUCAGCUAUCGUGCUGACAUCUUUGCUGAGAAUUUCGUGCCUCAGUGGAGAGGACAAGAUGGUCAUUUCUUUGGAAUGUUCUCCAUCUUCUUCCCAUCAGCCACUGGAAUUCUUGCCGGAGCCAACAUCUCUGGGGAUCUAAAGGACCCGGCAGUGGCUAUUCCUAAAGGCACUCUGAUGGCCAUUUUCUGGACUACUGUCUCCUAUCUGGCUAUAUCCGCCACUAUUGGCUCUUGUGUGGUUCGGGAUGCCUCUGGAAGUUUGAAUGACACCUUUAUUGAUGGAGGCACAAACUGUGUUGGAUUGGCGUGUGGGUAUGGGUGGAACUUUACUGACUGUGCCCUUAAACAGAACUGUAAAUACGGAUUGAGCAAUUAUUACCAGGCAAUGAGUAUGGUAUCAGGAUUCGCUCCUCUUGUCACUGCUGGGAUUUUUGGUGCCACACUGUCAUCUGCUUUGGCCUGUCUGGUCUCUGCACCCAAAGUGUUUCAGUGCCUCUGUAAAGACAAUCUCUACCCACUGAUUGGUUUCUUCGGGAAAGGCUAUGGAAAAAACAAUGAACCGAUUCGGGGAUACCUCCUCACCUUCCUUAUUGCCUCCGCAUUUAUCCUCAUUGGUGAAUUGAACACCAUUGCUCCCAUCAUCUCUAAUUUCUUCCUGUGUUCGUAUGCCCUGAUUAAUUUCAGCUGUUUCCAUGCAUCUAUAACUAAUUCUCCAGGCUGGAGACCUUCAUUUAAAUAUUACAGUAAAUGGGCCUCACUGUUUGGAGCAGUAGUGUCUGUAGUCAUCAUGUUCCUGCUGGCCUGGGAAUCUGCUCUGAUUGCUAUCGGUAUUGUCAUCUUCUUGCUGGCUUAUGUCCUGUAUAAGAAGCCUGAGGCAAACUGGGGUUCCUCUGUACAGGCGGGAUCCUACAACAUGGCUCUGUCUUACUGUGUGGGGCUCAACCAAGUGGAGGAUCACAUCAAAAAUUUCAGGCCGCAGUGUUUAGUCCUGACUGGACCUCCCAAUUUCCGGCCCGCUCUUGUGGAUUUUGUGGGAACGUUUACAAAAAAACAGAGCCUAAUGAUAUGCGGGAAUAUAAUUAUUGGCCCGAGAAAACAGAAACUCCAGGAACUGAACCCAGAUGGUCAUGUCAAGUGGCUGAAUAAGAGAAAGAUUAGAGGCUUCUAUACAGGGAUAAUUGCCGAUGACCUGCGCAGUGGUGCUCAGAUGCUCAUCCAGUCUGCUGGCCUAGGUCAGAUGAAGCCAAAUGUCCUGUUUUUGGGAUAUAAGAAGAACUGGCAGACAUCUCACCCCAGGAACGUUGAAAGCUAUGUGGCAAUGCUGCAUGAUGCUUUUGACUUUAACUAUGGUCUGUGUGUGCUCAGGAUGAAGGAUGGUCUCAAUAUAUCCCGCGUCAUGCAGGCUCAUAUUAACCCUAUGUUUCAACAAACGGAGGGACCAACACUGAAGGAAGAGGGUGAGAAUGGAGCAGACUGUCUACCACAAGGGACAUUGGACCCAGAGGCUGUUACCGCUGAACAACAGGCCAGCACUAUUUUCCAGAUUAACCAGGAGAAGAAGACAAUUGAUAUUUACUGGCUGUUUGAUGAUGGAGGACUUACGCUACUGAUUCCUUACCUUCUGAGCCGCAAAAAGAGAUGGGAGAAAUCUAAGAUUCGAGUAUUUGUUGGAGGACAGAUCAACCGGAUGGAUGAAGAACGCAAAGCGAUAAUUUCUCUGUUGAGUAAAUUCAGAAUUGGAUUUCAUGAGGUGCACGUCUUACCAGAUAUCAACCAGAAACCUCGGUCUGACCAUGUGAAGCGGUUUGAAGAUCUUAUUGCUCCAUACAUGCUGAAUGACGGCUGCAGAGAUGAGGCUCUAGUAAACGAGAUGAGACGGGACUGUCCAUGGAAGAUCUCAGACGAGGAAAUCACUAGAAACAAGGCCAAGACUUUGAGACAAAUCAGAUUGAACGAGGUGUUACUGGAUUAUUCCCGGGAUGCGGCUCUAAUUGUCAUAACAAUGCCCAUUGCUAGAAAGGGGAAAUGUCCCAGCUCUCUGUAUAUGGCUUGGCUGGAGACCCUGUCACAAGACCUGAGACCUCCUGUCCUACUAAUCAGGGGGAACCAAAAGGACGUCCUGACAAUGUACUGUCAGUAAGAAGUGAUCCACCGCCAUCUGUAAAUACCAAGAGGAACUGGCAGGGCCUGACCAAGGCUACUGGGACAUAAGCAUUCCACCAUAUGUAGGCUCGUUAAAAUUCAAUUAGCCAUUCCAUUAUCUUGUAUGGCUUGUACAUAUACUGUAGCUCUGUGGCAGGAUAGUAGAUUAUUGUCAGUACAGAAGUAAAUUAUAAUCAAGCUGCACUAGUUGGCUUUUAUAAUGAUAAAACAAUCAUACAGUAUAUUCACAGUAAUUUGAGGAGAUAUCUAUCAUAUUAGAAACCAAUCAGUUGCUAUAGCAACCAAUCAGAUUCUAGCUAUUAUUUAUCUAGUACAUUCUAUAAAAUAAUAUAAUAUCUAGAAUAUUAUUGGUUGAUAUGCGCAACAUCUCCACUUGUCGUGUUUCGAAUGUUUGAUACAUUUCCCCACAAUUCUUUGAACUUUGUAACAGUUUUAAGUCGUAAGCACUAUCCUAGUUUGCCUGGUACUGUACAUCAUUUUCGAUAAUGAGGCCCUGCACCACCCACAAGUUGUACACCCAGCAAAAUAGAUAUGAUAAUGUAGAUUCAGACUAAAUGGACUGUGGCUAUAUAAAUAAUACCCGU
Molecule: messenger RNA, 3691 nt
Organism: Pseudophryne corroboree (corroboree frog)
Lineage: Eukaryota; Metazoa; Chordata; Amphibia; Anura; Myobatrachidae
Gene: SLC12A3
Product: solute carrier family 12 member 3
Exons: 26
Coding region: 1-3084 (1027 amino acids)
Biological process (GO): potassium ion import across plasma membrane; chloride transmembrane transport; sodium ion transmembrane transport
Cellular component (GO): apical plasma membrane
Molecular function (GO): sodium:potassium:chloride symporter activity
Source: RefSeq, a predicted model, not a curated record